Molecule: messenger RNA, 3236 nt
Organism: Raphanus sativus (radish)
Lineage: Eukaryota; Viridiplantae; Streptophyta; Magnoliopsida; Brassicales; Brassicaceae
Product: disease resistance protein RML1A-like
Exons: 4
Coding region: 16-3009 (997 amino acids)
Biological process (GO): signal transduction; defense response
Molecular function (GO): ADP binding; ATP hydrolysis activity
Source: RefSeq, a predicted model, not a curated record
UCUCUAUUGUCUCUCAUGACUCUUCGUCCAUCUUCGUCAUCUUGCAGCUGGAGAUUCCAUCUCUUCCCGAGCUUCCACGGGCCAGAUGUCCGUGUAUCAUUUCUAAGUCACUUACGCAAGCAGUUUGAACGCAAUGGAAUCAUAAUGUUCAAUGAUCAAGAGAUCCAGAGAAGCCAAAUCAUCAAACCUGAACUCACUCGGGCAAUACAGGAAUCAAGAAUCUUGAUCGUGGUGCUCUCACAGAGCUAUGCUUCCUCAAGUUGGUGCUUGAAUGAGCUGGUGGAGAUUUUGAAGUGUGAGGAAACUGCUGGACGGAUUGUCAUGACGAUCUUCUACAAAGUUGAUCCAUCUGAUGUGAGAAAGCAGAUCGGAGAAUUUGGGGAGGCUUUCAAGAAAACUUGCGAAGGGAGAACCCAGACAGAAAUACAGAGGUGGACCAGAGCUUUGACUCAUGUCGCCAACAUAGAAGGAGAACACUCCUUGAACUGGGUCAAUGAAGCGGAUAUGAUUGAGAAAAUUGCAAAAGAUGUUUCAGACAAACUAAAUGCUACACCAUCUAACGAUUUUGAUAGCAUGGUGGGACUUGAAGCUCAUUUGGAAAAAUUGAAGUCUUCGUUGCAUUUGGAAAAAGAUGGAGCCAUGAUAGUUGGAAUCUCUGGUCCUGCUGGAAUUGGUAAAACUACCAUUGCGAGGGCUUUAUACAACCAACUCUCCAGCAAUUUUCCGCUUAGGUACUUUAUGGAAAAUGUGAGGGGGAUUUAUAGGAGAAUUGAUUGUGAUCAACAUGGUUUAAAACUGCAUUUACAAGAACAGCUUCUUUCAAAGAUUUUGAACCAUGAUGGAAUGAAGAUUUUUCACUCAGAUGUGGUAUACGAAAGGUUACAAAACCAAAAGGUUCUUAUCAUACUUGAUGAUGUGGAUCAUCUAGAGCAGUUAGAUGCUUUGGCUAGAGAUGUAUCUUGGUUUGGUCAUGGUAGUAGGAUUAUUGUGACUACGGAAGAUCAAGAGCUUUUGAAGCAGCAUGGUAUAAAAAAUACAUACCAUGUGAAUCUUCCAUCUAAUGAAGAAGCUCUUGGCAUCUUUUCCAGGUAUGCUUUCAGACAAAGCACUCCAACUAGUGGUUUUAAAGAUCUUGCUGAAAGGGUAGUCGAGUUAUGUGGUAAUCUUCCAUUGGGUCUCCGUGUUGUGGGUUCAUCUUUACGUGAGAAAAAUGAGGAUGAGUGGGAUGCUGUAGUGCAUAGGCUAGAAACUAAUCUUGAUCGAGAUAUCGAAAGAGUACUAAGGUUCGGCUAUGAGAGUUUACAUGAGACUGAUCAAAUUUUAUUUCUCUACGUUGCAAUCUUCUUCAACUACAUAGACAAUGAUCAUGUGAAAAGCAUGCUUUCUAGUACUCAUUUGGAUGAAAGACAUGGCUUAAAUACACUAGUCAAUAGAUCUCUCAUAGAUAUAUCUUCCAAAGGUAAAGUAGUGAUGCACAAGUUACUGCAACAAGUGGGUAGACAGGUGAUACAUAGACAAGAGCCUUGGAAACGCCAAAUCUUAAUGGAUGCACAUGAGAUUAGCGAUAUCCUUGAACAUGGAAAAGGAACUAGAGCCGUGUCUGGAAUAUCAUUUGAUACAUUUGAGACUGGCCAAGUGUUUAUAAGUGCAAGUGCUUUCAAAAGGAUGCCGAAUCUUCGAUACCUCAGUGUACACACAAGAUGGCAUGACAAAAACGAUAGAGUAUAUAUACCUGAGGACAUGGAGUUUCCACCUCGUUUAAGGUUACUGCAUUGGGAUGCAUACCCAAGCAAGAGUCUUCCUCCUAAAUUCUAUCCAGAACAUCUUGUGGAACUCAAUAUGCAAGAAAGCCAGCUUGAAAAGCUCUGGGAAGGAACUCCGCGAUUAACAAAUCUGAAGAAGAUGGAGCUGAUGGAAUCAUGGCAUUUGAAGGAACUCCCAGAUCUUUCAAGCGCUACAAAACUCGAGAGAUUGGAUCUGGCUUGGUGCCAGAGUUUGGUAGAGAUUCCAUUUUCUCUCUCGAAUCUUCACAAACUAAAGGUCUUGGCCAUGUUCGCUUGCUCUAACCUCCAAGUCUUACCAAAUACCUUGAAUUUAGCAUCUCUUAAAGUUGUCAACAUGGCUGGAUGCUCACGACUGAGAAAGUUUCCAGACUUCUCUACAAACAUCUCAUCACUCAAACUAUCAAACACCUUGGUUGAACAAGUCCCUGCAUCGAUUCAGCACUGGACUCGUCUUCGGUUUCUUGACCUAAGCUACAAUGAGAAGCUCAAGACUUUAGAGAAUCUCCCCGAAGGCGCAUCUCAUCUAAACCUAAGCUACAGCGGAAUCGAGAAGGUUUCGGAUUGCAUCAAAGGGCUUCACGGUCUUCAACAUUUUAAUCUUUCUGGCUGCAGAAAACUCGAGUCGUUGCCGGAGCUCCCUCCUCAGCUCAUGUUCCUAUCUGCUAACGACUGUGAAUCGCUGAAGAGUGUUUCUUGUCCCUUUUACACUCCAAACGCGCAGCUUAACUUCACCAACUGCUUCAAACUGGGUCAACAAGCGCGACGAGCGAUUAUCCAACAGUCGUUUCUUGACGGGUGGGCUCUGUUACCAGGAAGAGAAGUACCCGCAGAGUUCGAUCACCGAGCCAGAGGAAGUUCCUUAACACUUCAUUGCUCUGCUUCCUCUAGAUUCAAGAUUUGCCUCGUGGUUGCACCGAACCAUCAGAUCAGAGAAUACAGAGUCUCGCAGCUGUUGUGUCGUCGCAUAGGUAAAUGCGAGUUAGACCUCUCCUCUGUCAAAGUUUAUCGUAUCCCCAGAUUUGGGACGGAGCAUCUGUUCAUCUUUCACUCUGGUUGUAUUGAAGAUGACCAAAGCGUUAGCGAGAUAGUGUUUGAAUUUAGCAGCAAGCUCCACGACUUUGAGAUUGUCGAGUGUGGUGUUCAGAUCUUGACCGACGAGAUCGAAAGGAGCGCUAUGUGUUUGAAUCCAGCGAAGCGUUUGAAAACGACUCUCUCUGAGCAGUGACCGUACAGGUGGACAAAUCUGUUUUGAUCUAUCCAACUUCGUGAGAAGCAAGGUAGGUGAUGACGUGGCUGCUAUGUGAGCUAAAAACAUCAUGCGCCCGUCACACUAAAAGCCUUAAUAUUGGAUUCACUCGUUUGAAAUCUCUUUUGAUUUUUUUACACUCCAAGACAUUUUUUGUCUUUAAAAUUACACCAUCAGACACUUUCCACUUGGGGAGCACAUUAUGU